Molecule: messenger RNA, 6249 nt
Organism: Numida meleagris (helmeted guineafowl)
Lineage: Eukaryota; Metazoa; Chordata; Aves; Galliformes; Numididae
Gene: DENND11
Product: KIAA1147 ortholog
Exons: 9
Coding region: 16-1359 (447 amino acids)
Cellular component (GO): cytoplasm
Source: RefSeq, a predicted model, not a curated record
GGGCUCGGCGCGGCCAUGGUGGAGCGCGCGGACGAGGCGCCGCUGCUCUUCUGGGCCGAGGGCCCGGCUGUGUCCGCGCCGCCGCCCGCGGCCGAGGCGGGUGGUGUCGGCGGGCGGCGGCUCGGAGGCGGCUGGAGCGCGGCGCCGUGGGUCUGCGAGGAGGAGGAGGCGGAGGCGGCGGGGCCGCCGCCGCCGCGGGCAGAGGCGGAGGAGGACCAGAUCGUGGCCGUCUUCGUGGUCACCUUCGACCCCCGCACGGGCAACAUGGUGGAGUGGUGUUUACCUCAAGAUAUCGAUUUGGAAGGUGUGGAAUUCAAAUCCAUGGCUAGCGGGUCCCACAAAAUCCAGUCGGACUUCAUUUAUUUCCGGAAAGGGCUCUGUUUUGGCCUGGCCUGCUUUGCCAACAUGCCUGUGGAGAGUGAGUUAGAGCGUGGUGCCCGUAUGAAGUCUGUGGGGAUCCUGUCUCCUUCUUACACCCUGCUUUAUAGGUACAUGCACUUCCUGGAGAACCAGGUCAGACACCAGCUGGAGAUGCCAGGGCACUACUCCCAUCUAGAGGCAUUCUAUGAUGACAAGAAGGGUGUUCUCCCUGAUAGCAAGGGUACCACCACCUCCCAGCAGCCGGUCCACUGGCUGCCAUCCAUCCACAGAUACAUGUACCCUGAGAUGAAGAUCACACACCCUGCUGGCUGUAUGUCUCAGUUCAUCAAAUUCUUUGGUGAGCAGAUUCUUGUCCUCUGGAAGUUUGCCCUGCUGCGCAAGCGCAUAUUGAUAUUUUCACCGCCCCCAGUUGGAGUUGUCUGCUAUAGAGUGUACUGCUGCUGUUGCCUUGCCAACGUUUCUCUACCUGGUCUUGGAGGAACUGUCCCAGAAUCCAAACCGUUCUUCUAUGUCAAUGUGGCAGACAUAGAAAUGCUGGAGACAGAAGUAUCAUAUGUGGCCUGUACAACAGAAAAGAUCUUUGAGGAGAAACGGGAUCUCUAUGAUGUCUAUGUAGACAACCAGAAUGUGAAGACACAUCACGAGCACCUGCAACCACUCCUGAAAAUUAACAGUGCUGAUAAGGAGAAAUACCGACGGCUUAACGACCAGAGGCAGAUGUUAAUGUAUUCUCAAGAGGUGGGUGAGGACUGUAGCUCCUGUGAAGAGGACCUUUUCAUCUUGUUUUUUAUGGAGCAGAACAACCGCAUAUUUCAGACACUGAUGGAGGUGUCAGCCAGCCAGGACAAGACCCUGACAGCUGACCACGCACGAGGCAUGGGCCUGGAUCCCCAGGGGGAUCGAAGUUUCCUUAUGGACCUACUGGAAGUGUACGGCAUUGAUGUUAUGCUAGUCAUUGACAACCCCUGCUGCACUUAAACCAAGAGCAAGAGAAACGGGGAGCAAAGAUCACUUCUUAAAGACUAUCAGACAUUGCUUAGGAGCAUCACUGGAACUCACCACAGCCGCUGGAUGGAUCUCAUUUUAUUUAAUAACUUUAUAUGGAAAGUAUUUAUAAUUUAAAAGAAAAUGUGAUUCUAUUUUUACCCCCUUGAUUUUCCCAAGGAGUACCCACUCCAGGUUUUUUGUUUGUUUUCAUCUCCUAUUCUUUUUCACUUGUGUUUUUUGUUUUGUUUAGAUAGGACCAGUGGCAUCUCUGCACCAACCCUCACUGGUGCCAGUGAGCUAGGUUUUGGCCUAGUCUGGAUGCGUGAGGGCUGAAGACUUCAGGAAAGCACUUUGUCUGAUGGGGACCAAUGUGAAAUGCUGCCGCUGAGCUCUCAAGACUUGACUGGAAAACCCUCCCGUCAUUCCCUCUUCCACUUGACUGAAGAGAGCUUCAGCACAGGCUGUUAGUGUCCCAGUAUCAUAAAACAUCUCCUGUCCCACCAUGUUUACGGGUUGGGACAGUUAAACAAAUGAUGAAGACUGGGACUCCUUUAAACACUCCUCGCCCAACUUCUAGCAGCUGAAGUGGAAGAAAGCCACCCUUCCUCAUCAAUGGCUGAAACAAAUUUGGGAUAAGGGAGUGCUAUAGGACCUUAUGACUUUGCUUACCAGAGUGGCACUGUUUCACUUCCAGCAUUUAAGGUAUAAACUGUCUGUAAGACUAUACCUGCCUGUCUCCCAGCUGGAAAAGAGCACUAUCUCUACUUAAUCCCUCCUUACCCUUCCUCUGGUUUUCAGUUGUAUUGAACCUGCUGCUUUGGGUUAAUAUCUUCAAACCAGCAAGAUGUCCUCACACUGAAGAGGGCCCAACACCACUGAGCCACCUUGCAGUUCCUAUGCUCUCCAGCCUCAGCUCAGAUGAUGCUGGGCAGGAUUACAUCGGUGAAGAAUGCCCUAAUGGCACUAGCUCUUCCUUUGUAGCAGACAGUACUUGCCACUCCUUUGUUUCAGUGCUGUCUGCCAAGCCUCCUUUGUCAAGCAGCCUUCAGCACUGCCUCUUCUGUCCUUGCCUUUCAGUGUGAGACAGAGAGCAGUAUGAGACCUUCUAGCUGGAAUGACUUUAAGGCUUGCAGGAGGUUCCCCUGGAGUUUGGUGAUGCUAACUGGCUGGAAGCAAAGGCUUAACAGCAAACCUUUUUCUACCUGGGCAGACCAGUGUUUCUCCUUCUUUUGGUGGGGAAAGAGCAGGAUUCAGUUUAUGCAGGGCCAGAGGUUUCCUCUAGAAAGUCUAUGCCUGUGAAGGGUAAUCCUUUUGCCAUGCAAAGUCCAAGAAUGGAACUAUGGGUUGUAGGUGUGACAUAGUAUUUUGUCCAAAAACCUUUAGCCAGUAGUAGCAUCAGCUUUAAGCUAACUGUUCUUUCAUGAACUACCAUUACAGCUACUUAGUUUCUCCCUCUACCAUAAGAGACUUCAGCACCUUUGAGCCUUUCUGCAGUUUGUAGAAAUGCAAACUGUAGCUGGUGUUAUACAUUUAUCAUAGCAUUUUAUACAGUGAGACAGCACCUGAAUCUGAUCUCUCACUUGCUGAUUCUUUUUAAAACAAGUGAAGCAAGUGUUCCCUAAGUAGGCUCCUUAUGAAUUGUGUUCCUCUGGAAGGAAGAAGAAGGUUGGCAUUUUUUCUUGAAGGCUAUGCAGCAAAGGGGUAGUUUUACUUGCUGUGGAUUCAGAAGUUUCAGUGAGAUGUAGGAUCAGAGGCCUCACAAGACUUAUUGCACAGUUCAUUGGUAUGAACUUAAGCGCAUUAUGUUCUCGUGAUCUGUUUCUAAACAGUUGCUCCCCAUCUCGCUUUUCAGGACUUGGAAUGCUUUUCUACAGGGGAAAACACAGUUGCUUAUAUUGUUAGAUUUGGUGGGGUUUUUUGUUUUCUUUUCACCGAGGAAAGGUUUUGUAUUUAAAUUGAUACCCAUGGUAUAAAAGUGACUCACAACCUCUAUGCCGUCUAGCUUCCACUUCAGUUUUAACACGCUGUCUGCAGUGAAGACCUCUGGGAAGUUUGGCAGACAUCAUCUUGCUGUGACUUAAUUUCCUUCAGAUAUUAAAAAAAGAACUGAAACUACUCUCCAACAAUUCUUUUCAUUUUCUAUGUAGCUUAGCCGUGAUCAGCUGUUGAUAACUUUCUGUUCUCCCUGGUAGUUCUUUUGCUGAGCCAAACAGGAACAAACCUUUAACUUGUCACUGAAGUUUCACAGUCUCAGCAGUCAAAGUUUUUCCAACAAACUGCAUUACAGCACCAUGUUCACAAGCUGUCAGAACAUCAGGGCUGUGAGACAGCACUGCUAGAACCCACCAAGCAGAACCUCCUGACUUGAUCGUUUAACAUUUAACCUCUGCUUUUCAGAAACUACGUCUUCAGCUGUCAGCUAGAACAUGGGUGCAGAAGCAGCAAAGCAAGCAGAUUACUGCAGAAGUAACAUUCAUGUUGCAUCCUAGCUCGAUGGCUACAGCUACUUUGCUCUUGUAAUUUUGCUUCUCUACAGCCUGUCUUGGAAGGAAGUCAGAAGUAUCCAAAUAGAAAACGGAACAAAAAGACUUAGCUAUCCUAAACCCUCCUCAUUUGUUUCUUUGCAAAUGAACUCUUCAUCUGCAGUGUCUUUUCCUAAUACAAUAGACAUUGUAUUUACUGGUGUUGCACAUAGAAAAUCCUUGAUAGAGCAGUAUGAAAUACAAAAAAAUGGCUAUAGCUUGUGCCUGUUUAGCAGGCUGGUUUUGUUUCCUAGCCUUUGAACCAAUUUCACUGAAUUGUAUCUGUCCAAGAGCUGACUAACUGUUUUACCUUGAAUUAAGUACAGACAUUUGUAAAUCCCCUCCUUGGAACUUAAUAGCUGCUUUUUUGAAUACUGGCAGCUGGAGGGGGGUCAGUUGUUUGGUAUAUUUUAAACUAAAAGAGGAAGAAAAGUGUGGCAUAAGGUCAGAUAUUGACAAGUACUGUAAGAUCCUCUUUUCCAGUUGAAGUACUUUGCCUUUACAGUGGUGCCUUUAAUCUCCUGGUACGAUGUCUCUGGUUGGUUGCGAGUGAUCAGAGGCCAGGCUGAAUGGUGAUUCUAGAAACCAUGCCUACCCAGUGCUCCAGUAAACAUAGGCUGGUAUGUUUCUCUCUCCUACUGCCUUCAUCAUACAGCAAUUACAGGAAAGAGCAAGAGCCUCACAGUUGCAUCUUUAGUUGGACUAGACAUGUGUAAUUAAGUAAUGAAUUAUUAUUACUUUUACUAUCUGGAGUAGAGAGUAAAAAGCUCAGAAUUGAAAUAAAUGCUAAGUUUUAAAAAUCUCAGUAAGUGAUAUACUGUGUUAGACAUUUAAAUCGUGAGAAAAUCUCACUGCAAGUGUAGAGCAAGCAGCACUGAGCUAAAUACAACUAAGAAUGAUAGCGGAUACUAGGAAGGAGGCAUUUUACUGAAUUAGAGUUCAGAUUUAUCUUAGAGACAUGCUAACACACUCUUUUCUAGCUUAAAUUGUUACUUAAGAAGUUAGAGCUAAUGAUGACAUCUGUCAGAGGAGAUGAGCUCUCCUACCCAUCAUUCUGAAGGGCAAAAGGAAGUUCUAUCACCUUUUCAACAAAGCAGCUUACUGUACAGGCUUACUGAGUAAAGCGGUGUUGCUAUGAUACUUCUUGCAUUUUAAGAAGUGCCAGAGUUCAUUGGCAAGAGGUUAGGAGUAGUUGCGGCCCUCCUGGGGCAAAGGACAGGCACGCUUUGGGAGGGAGAAAGGGAGUGGUUUCUGAAACAGCAGUACAAAGUACUCUGUCCUCUUGUAAAAGUUUACAUAGCAUGCUAACUACCCUGAAUUAUCUCAUCAUAGCGGUAACUUUUAAGUUACUUGCUCUUGUUUUUUUUUGUUGUUGUUGUUGUUCCUCCUCACCCCAAACUAAUGGUCUGGUGAUGGUGGGAGAUGACAACACGCUGGUGGUGGAUUUUUUCUUUUUUUCUUUUUUUUUUUGGAGGGACUGGAAUGCAUUGACGUGACAGAAUGAUAAAGUGCCAGCGAACUGAGAUUUCAGAUCCUGGUUAAUGCAGCAUGACAUUCAAAUGGAAAUGACUAAUUGUGGUUAAAAUAAACAGGUGCCUUGGGCUGGUCCAUUAUUAGGUUAUCCUUCAUUUUUAUUUAUGUUAUGGUAUUUUAAGCCCUUCUAGAAUGUACUGUAAAUUGAAGCCAGGAUAAAUGUUCUCACGGAGUGGGACCUAGCGUUCUCCUUCUUCCUGUCUUGGGGUUCAUACAAAUAAAGUUGUUUGUCUUGCUGUCAGACAGAAACAUAAGAACAGAGUCCUUUCCUCUACACUGUAGGUAGUAGGUUCAGCCUCUACUUAUUUAUAUUAUGAUUUCCUCACAUCUUCCCCUCUGAAUGUUGCAAUUCAGAUAUCUAGAACCACUUCAUACUGAGAGACCUCUGAAUUGUGAAGGAAGGGGAAAAAAAAAUCACUUGAAUGACAUUUAUAUAAGCUAAUCAACUUGCAUUGAUAUAAGUAUUUAAAUAUCAGCCUGUAUUUUCAGACUGGCCUUGGUACUUCAACAGCAGCACAGCAUUACCAACACCAGGUCUGAAAAGAGCUCUUGGUUACCUUUGAGCAAAGAAUCACAGUGUGCAGGAGCCAAGCAUCCAAUACUAGGGAAGGGAGUGAACUGUUUUCCCCUUGAAAUGGUCCAGAUGAACCAGAAGCUGUAGCUAUCACUUAGCCUCUUUAAGCAAACUGGUUGUAGUUAUAAGAGCUCUGGUGUUAUUUGCGUCUCGCAGAUGUGUGGUUGCUCCCACAGGCCUGUGGCUGUGUAGCAGAACUGCUUACUAAAACAUGGGUAUUUUUUAAAACAAUUAAAGCUUACCUUUUUGAAA